UUUUUUUUGUACUCAUGACAUUCAGCGUACUUUUAGAAUAUCCGCUUCGAGCUCUUUCGUCAAUCAUACCGAUUGCCACCAAGAGAUCAGAUGCAGUGCCGCUCUUUCCCCUCAUUAGCGAAAGCUUGCACCCACUCGCCUCAAUAUUUUUUGCCGUGGUCAGCACCAUACUCGCCGGAAUUUUUUUUGUUAACGUCUUUUGGAAUGAAAAACCGAGGUUUAUUUUUAGUCGAGCAUUCCUGUAUAACCUACUUCUAGGACUUGUUUGCUCUAUCGCUUGGGGAUUCACCACACAUAUAAUAUUCCUUCAACUCCGUAUAGUCGCCUGAAUAUAACAGAAGAAAGUCUGCGCUAUUUUGGCGCAAGACGCCUUUAGUUCCCACCCACCUUAACUAAUUUCAAGAAGUCUCCAGUUUGCUCUAUAGAUUAUUAAAAAAAAAACAUUCGCAUGAUGAUUCAACUGAAUAUGCUUUAUUUUUUUUUUUUGCUCAUAAGAGAUGAACAUAGACCCAUUUAUCGAAAUCAAAAAUGAAGUAUAUCGCGAGAUGGAAGUAAUCGAAAAGUCAUACGACGAAUGGAGGAAGCAUUGCAUAAGCGGAAACACUGAGCAAAUCGCCAUAAAAACCGCCCAGCUAAAAGAGUAUUUGGAAUACACUGAAGAAGUGCUAAGUGAUAUGCAAUCAACCAUACACAUCGUAGAAAGAGACAGAAUAAAGUUCGAUAUUGGAGACGAAGAGAUUAAAUCAAGAAGAGACUUCGUCACCAAAAACAUGAAUAAGAUCGCUAGCAUUCGAGAUGAAUUGGCUCUGCCCCCAAAAUCUAUCAUACACACAGACCCGAGACUCAUCAGAGCACAGCAACAAAGAGACUCCAUUUACAUGGAAAAUGAAUUGUAUAUCAAAAACCAAGAAGAAGUCCGAAAGAACUUGUUCGAAAAACAUGACGAACACUUCGAGAACCUCCACAUUGCCUUAACUGAAUUAGGAGAGGUCGCUGCAGCCAUUGGGCAAGAGACAGAUACUCAACAGAGCUUGUUGGCAGACAUAGACAAAGAGACAGAAAGAACGAGAGCGCAUGUCGGCAAGUCAUCAAGAGGUAUACAAAAAAUCCUGAAAAAAAUGAAAUCAAAUUUCGGAUCGAUCUGUAUAGCGCUGAGCGUCAUCGUAUUCGUACUGGUCUCAUUUUUGGCGCUCAAAUUAUGACAGCCAUCAAU
Schistocerca gregaria is the source of this 1213-nucleotide messenger RNA. Its product is annotated as syntaxin-6-like. The record is from RefSeq and is a predicted model, not a curated record. The transcript is spliced from 9 exons. Lineage: Eukaryota; Metazoa; Arthropoda; Insecta; Orthoptera; Acrididae. The coding region runs from base 498 to 1202 and encodes 234 amino acids. Gene Ontology annotation, cellular component: membrane. Gene Ontology annotation, biological process: Golgi vesicle transport.